Molecule: messenger RNA, 4713 nt
Organism: Poeciliopsis prolifica (blackstripe livebearer)
Lineage: Eukaryota; Metazoa; Chordata; Actinopteri; Cyprinodontiformes; Poeciliidae
Gene: dhx34
Product: DEAH (Asp-Glu-Ala-His) box polypeptide 34
Exons: 16
Coding region: 328-3768 (1146 amino acids)
Biological process (GO): nuclear-transcribed mRNA catabolic process, nonsense-mediated decay
Cellular component (GO): intracellular anatomical structure
Molecular function (GO): RNA binding; ATP binding
Source: RefSeq, a predicted model, not a curated record
AUGUCCUAUCGUAUUUUUGUUCCCUAUUGGUAGCGGUGUAACUUGUACAGUUUCGUUUUUUUUAUUUCCUAGUCUUUUCUUUCCCAUAAUAUUUUAUAUAUUUUUCGGAAUGUUUACAUGUAGAAAUGUUAGGCAGUGUUACGGGCUCGACUUUGAUUGGAUAAAAGUUAAAUAUCUCUGAUUUAUUUCGGUGGAAAGCUCGUUAGCCUGACGUCCAAUGUGAUGACUUGGGAAGAUGUUUGUCUUUUCAAACCUGAUGUUUUGUGUUUCUCGUAAUCAAUCUGCAGUCGGUCUGCUGUAGUUAGAUGCUGAAAACGUCCAGUAAACAUGGACCGGGACAGGAGUAGAGGUGGCCGGAGCUGGGACUGGGCCAGCCCGCAGAACCGAGCCCAGAUGGAUGAGAUAUUUUUCCGUGAACAGGACUACAUCCAGACUGGCUCCACUGAACAUAAAGAGUUCUGGGCUUUCUUUGACCGUUUCCAGAGAUUCAAAGCAAAGCGGGAAAUGUCUGGGUCUGGAAUAAGAGAUGAUGUCAAAGAAAAGAAAAGGUCAGGUUCUGAAAAAGUGGAUUUGGGGCUUCCUAAAGAGUAUGACGCUCGGUACCGGAUUAACGUGUCCGUGUGCACCGGGGACAUCGAGAAGCGACUGGGGAAAUCCGAUCCCAGGAGCAGGCAGAGAUCCUCGGGACCAGGUCCGCAGGAGGUCUCGGACUGCCGCCUGGCUCUGCUGCACUUCCUGGACUUCAGCCAGAAACAGAGCUUUGGGAAACUGGCCAAGCUCCGCCGGGAGCAGAAGAACCUGCCUAUCUUUCAGUACCGAGAUCGGAUCGUGGAGCUGGUGCGGCUUCACCCGGUGAUUGUGGUGGCCGGGGACACAGGCUGCGGGAAAUCCACCCAGGUGCCCCAGUAUCUACUCUCGGCUGGCUUCAGCCACAUCGCCUGCACCCAGCCCCGCCGGAUCGCCUGCAUUUCCCUCGCAAAGAGAGUCAGCUUUGAGAGCCUCAAUCAGUACGGAUCCAAGGUUGGAUAUCAGAUUCGCUUUGAGACUUCUCGGACGGCGGCCACCAGGCUGCUCUUCCUGACCGAGGGGCUCCUGCUGCGACAGAUCCAGCAGGACAAGAUCCUGGAUCAGUACCAGGUGGUCAUCGUGGAUGAGGUCCACGAGAGACAUCUCCACUGCGACUUCCUCCUCGGCGUCCUGCGCUCCCUGCUGGCCGAUCGGCCGGACCUCCGUCUCAUCCUCAUGUCAGCCACCAUCAACAUCAAGCUCUUCUCUGAAUACUUCCGCAGCGCCCCGGUGCUGCAGGUACCAGGCAGGCUGUUUCCCAUUCAGGUCAUCUACCAGCCCAUCCCCCCGGAGGAGCAGCCCUCUCGCUCAGAGAAGCUGGACCCCAGGCCGUACCUGCGCAUCCUGCAGGGCAUCGAUCAGCGCUACCCUCCAGAGGAGCGAGGGGACCUGCUCCUCUUCCUCAGCGGCGUGGCGGAGAUCUCCAACAUCCAGGAGGCCUGUCAGGUUUACGCCACACACACCCGGCGCUGGAUCAUCCUGCCGCUGCACAGCACCCUCUCUCUCGCUCAGCAGGACAAGGUGUUUGACGUCGCUCCUCCCGGUGUAAGAAAAUGCAUCAUCUCCACCAACAUCGCUGAAACCUCGGUUACGAUAGAUGGAGUCCGGUUUGUUGUGGAUUCAGGAAAGGUGAAGGAGAUGAGCUUCGACCCAAAGGCUAAGAUGCAGCGCCUGCAGGAGUUCUGGAUCAGCCGAGCCAGCUCCGAGCAGAGGAAAGGUCGAGCUGGUCGCACAGGUCCUGGUGUUUGCUACCGCCUCUAUGCGGAGUCAGACUACAACGCCUUCGCUCCGUAUCCUGUCCCUGAAAUCCACAGAGUGGCUCUGGACUCCUUGGUGCUGCAGAUGAAAAGUAUGGAUCUGGGAGAUCCGCUUUCUUUUGUCUUCAUUGAUCCUCCUCCAACGGCCAGUAUCCAGACUGCAGUUACAUACCUGAAGGAGCAGGGGGCGCUAGACAGUCAUGGUGAACUAACCUCCAUUGGUAAACUGUUGGCUCAGCUGCCUGUUGAUGUUGUUAUAGGCAAGAUGCUGGUUCUUGGUUCUCUGUUUAACUUGGUGGAGCCCGUGCUGACCAUUGCAGCUGCCCUCAGUGUCCAGUCACCGUUCCUGCGCAGCUCGCAGCAGAACCCGGACUGCAAAACGUCCUGCCAGCCCCUGUACAGCAACCAGGGAGACCCCUUUACCCUGCUCAACACCUUCAACGCCUGGGUGGAGGUAAAAGGAGAGCGAGGCGGCGGCUCCAGGAAGUGGUGCAGGAGGAGAGGCCUGGAGGAACAGCGGCUUUAUGAGAUGGUCAACCUGCGCAGACAGUUCAAGAACUUGCUGAGGAGCCAUGGCCUUCUGGAGACAGAGGACACAGCUCCAUCUAGUGGCGACCGCGAGCAGCGCAGGGAGAGGUUCACGGAGAGGAAGAAGCUGCAUCAGCUGAAAAGAGACCAUGAGCAGCAGGAGGGGACCAAACGUAAAGUCCUGCGGCUGGAGGAGGGCCAAGACGGAGAGUUUUCUUCAGGAUCGGACUCUGAAGUCAGAGGCAGAGGCAGGAAGUCCAAGGAGGGACAGGGACAGGAGGUGGACAUCCAGGAAGUGAAGUUUAAAUUACGCCACAACGUCUCAGAGCUGCAGGAGGCCGUCGGCGCCAGUCAGGACUUGUCGUCGCGGCACCAAGCUUUGCUCAAGCUGCUGCUCUGCCGAGGACUCUACCCUCAGCUGGCGCUCCCUGACGAGCACAACACCACCCGGAAAGACUCGGAUCAGGUGUUCCACACGAGGAGCAAGCAGGGCGUGGUGAUGCACCCGACCAGUGUGUUCGCCAGCGACCCGGAGGUGCUGCAUGUUCCCGAGGACGACCCCAGAGAAACAGGACCGGACAGGAGGGAAAGCAGCAAACAUCAGCUGCUGGCCUUCGUCACGCUGCUGGAAACCAACAAGCCGUAUUUGUCCAACUGCGUCCGGGUUCCAGCCCUGCAGGCUCUGCUGCUGGUGGCCAACUCGGUGGACACAAACGCCGACUGCACGCGACUGGUGAUGGACGGCUGGCUGGAGCUGGAGGUCCGGGAGCCCGAGGAGGCUCUGAGGGUCCUCUCAACGGCCCUCAGUCUCAGGUCUGAGUGGGAGCGUUUGCUGAAGGCUCAGCUGGGAGAGAGCGCCACCUCUGGACAGGGAGUGUCCCGCAGAGACAUGGAGAAGCUGAGCGACGGCCUCGUCCGCUUCCUGCUCUACACAGAGGUCAGUUACAGCUUCCAGCGACUCACGGCUCUCCAGACACAGAACCUGUACGUCGGACCUCAGGCCGACCCGGACUCGGUUUGCGUGGAGCUUCCGGAUCUGAGCCUGUUGUUUCCAGGAGCAGAAGCCAAACCGGAUCCAAUUAAAGGAGGCCUGAGAGUGACCAGCUUCUUCACCUACAAUUGUCUCGCUGAUUCGAAGGAUCUCUACAGUGAGUGUUUGCGGACCUUCUGGAGCUGCCCUAACUGUGACCUCUACAUGCCUCUGACUCCUCUGGAGCGGAUGCAUCACGAAGUUUCCUGCAGGCCCGCCGGAGAGCGGCAGGAGGCAGAAGAAGAAUCGGGAGACGGAAAGCCCGGCUCAUCUGGAAAGUCGAGUCUGAUGAGGGUCUAUCACUGCGACGUCUGUGAUGAGGAUCUGAAGCUCACAUCCACGGAGAUCCUCAAACAUAAAAGGCAGCACAUGUUUUCAGCAAAGUGACUGUAAAAUCUCCAAACCUUUACAGGCAUUUUUGGUCUAAUUUCAGGUGUAAAAAUCUUAAGUCACUUGAAAUAAGACAAAACAAGUAACUUUUCAGCACAAUAUAAUUUGGUCAGUAAUUCUUGAAUCUUCACUCAUAACAUGUGGAAAAUGUCUUGUUAUAAGUGGAAACAAAUCUUCAUUUUAUCAGUAUUAAGAAUUUAUUGACCUUAAAACAGCUCCUUUAUCUUGCUGAAAAGUUACUUGUAAGUUAAUUUUGUUUUAUUUCAGGUGUGUGAAGAUGUUUGCUCAAGAAAGUAGACCAAAAAUAUUUUUGUAAUUUUGCAAAAGGAUUUCUUCUCCCUUGGACUUUUGAUCCUGUUAAUCUCCGUUUACAGUCGUAGGUAUUACUUUCUCCAUUCGGAAAAAAAUUUGUUCCAAUAUUAUUGCAACCAAAAAACGCGUUUCAAAAAUGAAACUUUGAAAAGUCUCUCAGUAAAAAAUAAGUUUUGAGAGUAAUUUACUAUUUGUAUGCAACAAUUGGACCUGCGUUUAUAUAUAUUUUUUUAAAUUUUGUGAAUCUAAAAAUGUCUUUAGAAAAUAAAAUAAAAUCUAAAACAAUUAUCUGAACCAAUAAAUUUAGGAAAAAUAAAAUAUUUGAAAAUAAUUUGAAAAAAACAAUUUUAAUCUGAAAAAAAAACAUCAAUCUAGGUUCAUCUACUGCAUUUACAUUGUAAAUUACACCAGAACAUAUUUUUUUGAUUGAGAAGUUUCAUUUUUGAAAUACAUAUUUUUCAUAUUUCAAUUUUUGAAAGGUGUUAUUAUUUGCUUAUUAAAUUUUUGGGUCAAAUUUCUCUCCGUAUCUCCAUGGAUCUGCAAAGAUACAAAAGAAAACCUCUGCAGAGAGAACAAUAAAUAUCCCAUUAUCGUUCUGGAUUGAACAUAAAUCUUGGCACUUCAGUGAAA